GUCUAACCUUGACAAAAAAUCAUAAGUUACAUAAGGGUAAAAUAUCACAACAACGAAAACGUAGAAAGGGUAUAAAUAAGCGGUGAGAUCUGAGGAAAAUCGUCACUUCAGCUGUUACAAGUUACUUCCAGCAAAAUGUCUGCCCUUUUCCAGGUAUCCGUGGUUGCUGUUCUGUUCUGCUGCGUUGCUCCAUCCUUGGGACAACUCCCGAGCCCGAGUCAAAAAAGCGAGAACCCUUGUGAUGGCUUCCCGUGUUUUAACCAAGGUGUCUGCAUUGCCAUUGGCGACAAGCCAUCAUGUGUGUGUCAACCAGGAUAUACUGGAAACAUGUGCGAAACUGCGGACCCUUGUAGCAGUUUGAGCUGUUUGAAUGGAGGUGUCUGCCGUGCUCCAUUCAGCACCCCAUACUGUGAUUGUCCUGUAGGAAAUGUCGGAACCAGAUGCCAAACAUAUGCUGGAAUCGUCUUGGACCCCUGUUAUACAAUGAAGUGUUUGAAUGGAGGUUUCUGCGCCACACCUAACAACGAGGCACAGUGUGUGUGUCAACCAGGAUACAGUGGAGACAAAUGCCAACACUAUAGGGAUAUCUAGAUUCCUAAGACAAGGACUUGUGCCUUCUGUGGGUGACGUAAGCGUGUUUGAUCGUUUCGAGCAGAACAUCAAAAAGUGAAUUUCCACCCCGCUUCGCCCCUGAUUCUGAUUAUAUGACGGGAAUCCAGUUAACCAAAUAAAUUUGCCAUGACAAUAAAUAUUGUGAAUUUAAAUAUGUAAAUAAACUUGUACAGUACAAUGA
Molecule: messenger RNA, 793 nt
Organism: Aplysia californica (California sea hare)
Lineage: Eukaryota; Metazoa; Mollusca; Gastropoda; Aplysiida; Aplysiidae
Product: fibropellin-3
Exons: 5
Coding region: 136-591 (151 amino acids)
Biological process (GO): establishment or maintenance of epithelial cell apical/basal polarity; heterophilic cell-cell adhesion
Cellular component (GO): plasma membrane; protein-containing complex
Source: RefSeq, a predicted model, not a curated record